AUGAUCACUCUAUUACCCAUAUUGGUCGGCUCACUUCUUGUUGCUGCCCAUGGAGAUCAUUCUUUCGAUUUGAACGAUGCCAACGAUGAUGGACUGUCCUACGCCGAGAGGCAUAUGCAUACUGAACACCAUAUAGAUUCGUUUGAUCUUGAAUCAUUCUUCAAGUUACAUGAUUUGGAUAUGAAUGGAUAUUGGGAUGAAGCGGAGAUUCAAGCUGUUUAUGGUCUACAUCAUCAUACAGUUAAAGAUAAACUCAAGCAACCUGAACUGGUAGAUGCUAGAACCAGAGUGGUGGUGGAUAAAGUACUGCAAAGGCUGGAUACAAAUAAGGAUGGGAAAAUAUCGUUGACCGAGUUCUUAGCAGGAGGUACAGAAGGUCUACCGAGUUUUGAAGGAUAUAAAGAUCUUGGUCAUCAUUAUGACGAGGAGUCAGAGUACUUCUUACAUCACGAAGAACUUUACCACUCAACUCCCGAUACUCAAACGGACGAAUCAUAUACGCAUCCCGAAGAUAUUGCUCACUUCCGACAUCACGCCGAUAUUGAAGAUGAAGAAGAUUCUCGUGAACGGAAAUUCGAAGGAUUAGCAGAAGAUGCAGAUAUAACAAAGGAUCACGUUGCACACGAUCCCUUGGAUAUUCAUGCUCACGCUGAAGGAGAAGGUCCAAGUGAUACACCUCCUGAACCUGAAUCGACUCUGCAACCAGGAGAUGAAGUGGAAGCGCCACCUAGACCCAAGAGGGUAGAUCCAAAUGCUCAACCUCAGAGAAUAAUGGAUGCGGCGGGAUCAAAAUUGAAAGAAGGAUGGGAAUCUGCGAAAGAAGCUGUAGUAGAAAAAGGUUCAAAAUAUGAAGGUCAUGGUAGACCAAGAAAUGUGGAAGAAAGAUUAAAAGCAGGUGUACCAUAUAGUAAGUUGAGAUCACCUAGAUUUAGAUUAGAUACUAUGGAAACUGAUUUCGGAUUUGUGAAUUCAGAAUAUAAGAUGAGGAAAGGUUUACGCUCAGAUGAAUUUUAG
Kwoniella shivajii is the source of this 1014-nucleotide messenger RNA. RefSeq lists its product as uncharacterized. The transcript is spliced from 9 exons. The record is from RefSeq and is a predicted model, not a curated record. Gene Ontology annotation, molecular function: calcium ion binding. Lineage: Eukaryota; Fungi; Basidiomycota; Tremellomycetes; Tremellales; Cryptococcaceae. The coding region runs from base 1 to 1014 and encodes 337 amino acids. Gene Ontology annotation, cellular component: endoplasmic reticulum-Golgi intermediate compartment; extracellular exosome.